This is a messenger RNA of Bombyx mori (domestic silkworm), 952 nucleotides long. It is a transcript of the gene Elp5, whose product is annotated as elongator complex protein 5. Gene Ontology annotation, molecular function: tRNA binding. Gene Ontology annotation, biological process: tRNA wobble uridine modification. Gene Ontology annotation, cellular component: cytosol; elongator holoenzyme complex; nucleus. The transcript has a single exon. NCBI's taxonomy places the organism in Eukaryota, Metazoa, Arthropoda, Insecta, Lepidoptera, Bombycidae. Bases 112 to 873 code for a protein of 253 amino acids. The record is from RefSeq and is a predicted model, not a curated record.
AUAAAAUCCCUUAAAAGGAUAGGUUUACCAAAAGGUACUACCAAUUAAAUAGACAUAAUUUAGAUAUUCACUUUUCCUAAUUUGGUUUGUGUUUCAAUCGAAUAAUUGAAAAUGACUUUGUUUAAACUAAAAUCAGCGCCGAUUUUGCUUAUUGAAGAUGAUAUUAACGUCAAUACCUUGCCAUUAUUAUUCGCUCUUUUAGAAGACGAAAAGAACGUGAUAAAUUUUCACAUUUAUGAACAUCAGGAAGAGUUGUGGAAAGAAGCUUUUAAAAACAAAAGUAAUGUCAAGGUUUACUCAGAAUACCAAGAUGAAAAAUAUGACAUAUAUACAAAGAUACCAUGUACUAUGAUAGUAGAUUCUGUUCAUCAAAUGUUUUAUUCUCUGGGGUCAAACAAGUUUAUGAAGCUAUUGAAACGAUUACAGGGUAAUCCUUGUGUCGAAAGGAUAAUAAUAAUCUUACACAAAGACUGUAUGGCACAUUCAUCAAAGCUGAGAAUACAUAUGAAUUACAUUGCUAAUGCAGUAAUUAGUUUCGACAGUAAUAAUGUUUUGAAAGCAUUGAUUAAUAUUAAAAAAGGAGCUAAAUUUAUAAAAACCGAAGAAAUUUUUUCAUUAUGCAUUAAGACCAAAACAUUGAAUUUGACUCCUGUACCAAAAGAAACCAAGAAAGAUGAUGAACCAGAAAAACCAUCACCAGAAAAACUUUCCACCUUUAAAAUUGAAGUGGAUCAGACAGAAAAACUACAGAAGUAUAAUCUAAAGCUUCCAUAUAUGAGUAAGAUUCAUGAGGGAGAAAGUAAGAUUUAUUACGAGCCAGAUGCUGUUGAUGACUGGGAUGAAGAAGAUCCUGAUGACGAUCUUGAUAUUUAAAAUAUGUAAUCAACCAUAUCAUUAUGUAUUUGCUAUGCGUAUUCCCUUAUAAAAUAAUAUAUAUUGCAGUCGGUUUAAA